Mucor velutinosus is the source of this 939-nucleotide messenger RNA. RefSeq lists its product as uncharacterized. The record is from RefSeq and is a predicted model, not a curated record. The transcript has 3 exons. NCBI's taxonomy places the organism in Eukaryota, Fungi, Mucoromycota, Mucoromycetes, Mucorales, Mucoraceae. The coding region runs from base 1 to 939 and encodes 312 amino acids.
AUGCGCUGCACACCAACAGCCAAACAAGAUACAGAUGAUCUUAGAAGACUAUUUGGCGAUGUCAGUAAGCUUGUUAGAAAUUAUGCAGACCAACACCAAGAGCAAAAUGAUGAUAUUGCUUGCUUGGUCGCCGGCCAUCUCGUUAAAGAGAACAUGGCUGAUUUUACCAUCAAGCUUGCUCCUGCCAGCAGGAAAAGAAAAGCAAUCAGUGGCUAUGACAUGUUCAAGCAAGAGACGAUGCUGCAGACGAGUGAGGUGUUCUCUACUGCUAGCAAGGGAGAACCCAACGAUUUACAAAACUUGAUGGCCAAGUAUGCGGAAGCCUGGAAGGCGCUCAAGAAAAACAACCCUGACAAGGUCAACCAACUAAAGCUGAAAGCCGCAGAAAAGACCAAGGCUAGGGAUUCAGAGCCCAUUACCACCGGAGGAAGACUUGAAGUCUACCAUAAUGAUUUCAAUACCACCGCUAAAAGCCUCGUAGCAAUGCUAGACAAAUACAAUUUUCAUGCCGUCUUAUAUCAUUAUACAGAAACUGAUAAUGACUUUAUGUAUCCCAAAAUUGCCUCUGACAAUGUGGAUUCCGUGCAUAAAGUAUUAGGACAUCCACUGGAUUUAGGUUUGCUAAAGACGUUUAUGAAAACAACGUCUGAGGCCUCAUCUGUCCCAUCAAGUCCCACUGCUGGGAGUCCUGUCCAGGAAGAUUCGGCCUUAGGCGUUCACGCUGAUAGAGUUGAACGUCUGCCUGGUUUGCCUGCCUCUCAGAUGGAGCCACUUCUUUCGAAUUUGCUUCCCAACGGCAAUGCUCCUGCUCGUUCUGCUCUUGCAUCUACGUCUGCUACUGUUUUUGGUAAUGACAAGGAAUCACUGUUGAAAGCGGAGUACCUCAAAGGUAUUCGUGAGAUGGCUAUGCAAAUGACCUGUACGUGUAUUUGUUCCUAA